Pelmatolapia mariae (spotted tilapia) is the source of this 1345-nucleotide messenger RNA. RefSeq names its product Ig heavy chain Mem5-like. Gene Ontology annotation, molecular function: antigen binding. The record is from RefSeq and is a predicted model, not a curated record. The transcript is spliced from 9 exons. Bases 1 to 1245 code for a protein of 414 amino acids. Gene Ontology annotation, cellular component: blood microparticle. Gene Ontology annotation, biological process: immunoglobulin mediated immune response. Lineage: Eukaryota; Metazoa; Chordata; Actinopteri; Cichliformes; Cichlidae.
AUGACCAUGGCCAUUUUACAGAGUCUGCUCCUUUUGACUUUUAUUUCAGGUGCUCGCUGUCAGUCUCUCACCUCAUCAGAGGCAGUGGUCAGCAGACCAGGACAAUCAGUCACUCUGUCCUGUAGAGUUCAAGGACUCUCUUUGACUUAUUUACACUGGAUUCGUCAAAAACCUGGGAAAGGACUGGAGUGGAUCGGACGCAUUGAUAGCGGGACCGGCACAAUAUUUGCCCAAAGUCUCCAAGGCCAGUUUUCCAUCACCAAAGACACUUCCCAAAAUCGUGUGAAUUUAGUGGUGAACAGCCUCAAACAAGAAGACUCUGCAGUUUAUUACUGUGCAAAAGAGUUGUUAGACUGUGACUACGCUUUUGACUACUGGGGAAAAGGCACAAUGGUCACCGUCACGUCAGCCACUUCAACUGCACCCACUGUGUUUCCUCUGGUACCAUGUGGCGCUGAAAGUGGAGAUAUGGUCACUCUUGGCUGCCUUGCCACCGGCUUUAACCCUUCUGCGGUGACUUUCUCGUGGACAAAAGGCGGCACUGCCUUGACAGACUUCAUCCAGUACCCUGCAGUACAGAAAGGCAAUGCUUAUACUGGAGUCAGUCAAGUCAGAGUGAGGAGACAGGACUGGAAUGCACAACAGACUCUUCAAUGUGCUGUGAAUCACACUGCUGGGACUGUACAGGCUCCUUUCACAAAACCACAGGUGGAUAAAACUGACAGAGGCAAAACAGUAGCAGAUGUUGUCCCUACUGCAGAUCCGACAAACAAGCCAACAAUGGCAGUCUACAUCCUCCCACAGCAGCACACUGACCAACUUAACCCUAAAGAUCAAAUCACUCUGGUGUGUCUCGUCACCAGUACUGUGAAUGAGAUGUAUAAAAUCGAAUGGUCAGAAAUGUCUGGAGGGACAGUUGGACCUUAUGCUACAGUCACUGAUCUCCCUGCACAGCAGAGCAAAAAUGACCGAAAAUGGCGAAGUAUGAGUCUUUACACCACCAGUAAGGAAAACUGGGACAAAAACGCUCCAACCAAAAUGUUCAUCUGCCAUGUCCAGUCUAAAAAUAUUUCAAAACAUGUGUCCAACGCCCAUGAUGAUUUUUGUGAUCUGACUUGGGACGAUGUCACCGCUGAAGAGGAUUUUAGCAGCCUGUGGUCCACAGCUUCCUCCUUCAUAUUCCUCUUCAUACUCUCUCUCUUCUAUAGCAUAAUUAUCAGCCUUCUUAAGAUAAAGAGAUCAUAACAAAUGGGAUGGAAUUGGUGCGCUUCAUUUCUACUCUAUUUUUAAAAUCUAUUUUUCAUUUUCUUUUUAUGCACAUAAUCAUUUAUUUGAUACAUUAAAU